Messenger RNA from Anoplophora glabripennis (Asian longhorned beetle), 1072 nucleotides. RefSeq lists its product as uncharacterized. The record is from RefSeq and is a predicted model, not a curated record. The transcript is spliced from 6 exons. The coding region runs from base 48 to 899 and encodes 283 amino acids. Lineage: Eukaryota; Metazoa; Arthropoda; Insecta; Coleoptera; Cerambycidae.
UCCCACACACAUUCUACAGUAAUCAGUACAACAAUACAAGAGCAGCGAUGUUUCGUGUAAUAUUAUCCACGCUUUGUUUCACCUUCGGCAUCUUUAUCACCGUAAAAUCUGAGAAAAGUUGCGACACCUUAGGCACUCUCAUCUAUGAAGAUUUGGGCUGUAGGCCAGUGAAGAAAGAUGGCAGGGGUUGCGCUAUACAGUACGAAUGCGACGAUUUUACCCAGAAAAACGAUUCUUGUUUGUUCAGAGGGAAAACUUACGCACUAAAUGAACAAAUCAGAAAUGAACUAACUUAUGGGUCUUGCAGUGUGGGAUGUUUCUGCGAAAAUCACUCAGGACCUCCAAAGUUUAUGUGUGCGGUACUAGAUUGUCCUGAAUGGCUGGGUUCUCCUAUUAAGCCUGGUUGCUACAGAAAAUUCGAACUGGAUAAAUGUUGUUCCGUAGGGAUGAACUGUCCUUCGGAAAGCAACCCACUAGCAGAAUGCUCCGUAGAUGGAAACGUAUACAAAGAGGGUGAAAAGUUCUACCCAAAAAAUACUUGUCUUAAAUGUGUUUGCGGUAAAGACUGGAAGGGACGUUUCGAACAACCAUUCUGCCAGAGGUCUUUGUGCAAUUCUCAGAUAAACAGAGAAGAGGAGCUGCACAAAAAGUGUGCACAUGUUUAUUUCAGUAAAGAGGUGCUUUGUUGUCCGGACACUUGGGUUUGUCCUUCUCCAUCUGACCAAAUCACCAAAAUUAACAACAACGUCGAAUCGAACUCAGACCUCUCCUGUGUAUUUGGAUCUAAAACGUUAAAACUUGGGGAAGGAUUCCAAACGAAGGUCAGUUAUUUCGGCCCAGAAAGAGAUGUCCAGUGUGAAUGUGUUGUACCACCCUUACUGACGUGCAAGGAAGUGUAGAAGUUCAAAAUUUAGUCUCGGAAUUGUACGCUAGAUCGAAACUUUUAAUUAUUAUAUUAAUUAUGUUAGUUUUGUUGCUUAGAUACUAAUACUAUUUUUUUUUAAAUAUUUUUCUAAGUUGUAAUUGAAGUAUUGAAGUUUGAAAGUAAUAAAUAGCUUGUUACCUCCCAUUA